AUUGAUGGGAGAUUUUUGUUCUCUAGGGUUUUAGUUUUCUCAGGCUCUUUCUUCGCAGGGAAAGAGAGCCAUGUCAGAUCAUGUAAACGGAGCAGUAACUUUCAUCAAGGACACGCAAGCACGGAUAAAAGAUCUCUCCGCAAGAAGAGACGAGCUAAUGAGAGAGACUGGUGACCCUACUAGUCAAACUGGAUCCGGAUCCGGAUCUGGGUCAAGUAGAUCGGAACCAGCUAGUGUCAUGGUGCAACAGUGCGUGAGCGGCUUCGAGGUGGUUGUGAGCAGCUCAGCUUCAGGUCUUGAGGCUUGGCCACUCUCAAGAGUUCUUGAAGUUCUUCACGAACAAGGACUUGAAGUCAUCAGCUCUUUAACCGCACGAGUCAACGAGAGGCUCAUGUACACUAUACAAGUCGAGGUAAAUAGCUUUGAUUGCUUCGACUUAGCUUGGUUGCAGCAGAAGCUAAUUGAGGAAUUAGUACUUUCCACGACCAGGCACUGAAAAAAUCUAACAUUUUUCAUAAGAAUAUGUUCAUUGAGUGAUGUUUUGUCCCAAUCUCUUUAUUUUAGUGUCCAUAAAGGUGUGUUCUUCUUGGUCCUUCACUACUUGGAGUGAAUUUUUGUGUGAAGAUGAUCUGGUUCGUUAGAUUGAAUUAGCAAAUUUUAAACUUUCGUUCAUGCUUCUUUAUAUAUGAGUAUAGAUAUAUAAUCUUUUGUCUUAAAGGAUUUAUUCGAGUGCAUCAACAAAACAAAAAUAUAGUGAUGUGCCUGAU
This is a messenger RNA of Arabidopsis arenosa, 767 nucleotides long. NCBI's taxonomy places the organism in Eukaryota, Viridiplantae, Streptophyta, Magnoliopsida, Brassicales, Brassicaceae. The record is from the annotation of a GenBank genome assembly.